AUCCCCUUGUCUCGCUAUCUUGUCCAAGUGAGAGAGAUCGGAGAAGAGAGGAAGUCAGAGCCAGCAGCAGUAGCCGCCGGCGAGACGAAGAGGAAGAGGAAGAGGAAGAGAAGGAGAGAGGAUGUCUUGGCAAACGUACGUCGACGAGCAUCUGCUGUGCGAUAUCGACGGCCAGAAGCUCAAGGCCGCAGCGAUCAUCGGCCACGACGGCAGCGCCUGGGCCCAGAGCCCCUCUUUCCCCGAGUUUAAACCUGAAGAGAUUUCUGCAAUCAUGACCGACUUUGAUGUACCCGGUUCUCUUGCUCCAACUGGAUUAUUUCUUGGUGGGUUGAAGUACAUGGUUAUCCAAGGCGAGCCAGGUGCUGUUAUUCGAGGGAAGAAGGGUACUGGUGGUAUCACUGUCAAGAAAACCAAUCUCGCUUUGAUAAUCGGUAUAUACGACGAGCCGAUGACUGGUGGGCAGUGCAACAUGGUAGUCGAGAGGCUUGGUGAUUAUCUCUAUGAUCUAGGUUUUUGAACUUGGUGUUUCGGAACUUAAAUCCUGGUAUUUGCCAUAAUUCCUUGCAUGGGCUUGAACAAUCUACUUUCAUGGAGUCUGUCGUACAUUGUUUAAAAUCUGCUACUUCUGUUCAUUGGCAUGAUCUUGUUACUGGAUUUUCCUACUGCAUCUGCAUUUAGGAGUUGGCAUUUCUGUGUGAUUCAUGUGUGUAUCUUUGCCAAGGUUGAGAAAUGAACAUGGUUUAUGUAUA
Messenger RNA from Zingiber officinale, 749 nucleotides. Its product is annotated as profilin-like. The transcript is spliced from 3 exons. Gene Ontology annotation, molecular function: actin monomer binding. NCBI's taxonomy places the organism in Eukaryota, Viridiplantae, Streptophyta, Magnoliopsida, Zingiberales, Zingiberaceae. Bases 122 to 517 code for a protein of 131 amino acids. Gene Ontology annotation, cellular component: cell cortex. The record is from RefSeq and is a predicted model, not a curated record.